AUGGCCGAGAGAUUGGGGACAAUGCUGAUGGAUUUCUGGACUCGCUUGAUGCUGGCAUGGAUUAGCGUGCUUCCCUUAGUGCAGCCAAUCACAAUGGACCCUCCACAGAGUUUGCAGGACGGAAGUAUCUUGGCAUUGAAUGGGCUGAAUGGUGACCCUAGCGCUUUCAACCGUGCCAAGAGAGGCUGGGUCUGGAAUCAAAUGUUCGUGCUGGAAGAGUUUUCUGGUCCCGAGCCUAUCCUCGUUGGCCGGUUGCAUACGGAUCUCGACCUAGCAAAUAGAAAUGUGAAGUACAUCCUGUCGGGCGAAGGUGCUGGGACAAUCUUCAUGAUCAAUGACAAGACAGGAGACAUUCAUGCCAUGAAGAGACUUGACCGUGAGGAGAAGGCCGAGUACACGCUGACUGCACAGGCCAUUGACCGGGACACCGACAAACCUCUAGAGCCGCCAUCUGAGUUCACCAUCAAGGUUCAAGACAUCAACGACAAUGCCCCUGAAUUUCCAGAUGAACCUUACCACGUGACAGUGCCAGAGAUGUCCUCUGUGGGCACAUCAGUCAUGGGGAUAACCGCGACAGAUGCUGAUGAUCCAGUUUAUGGGAACAGCGCAAAAUUAGUGUACAGCAUCCUGGAAGGGCAGCCAUAUUUUUCCAUCGAGCCACACACUGGAAUUAUAAGGACUGCCCUUCCGAACAUGGAUCGGGAAGCACGAGAAGAAUAUCUGGUGGUGAUACAAGCAAAAGAUAUGGGAGGCCACAUGGGAGGUCUCUCUGGAACGACAACUGUAACAGUCACAUUGACUGAUGUUAAUGACAACCCGCCCAAGUUUACACAAAGUAAGUGUCAUCCAUCACGGCCAAAAACUGAUACAAUUGGUGAUUAUUGUGGAGGACAAAUGCUCACAGACUCUACUAGCUCUGGUGAACUUGCUGCAGAUGUACUAAUCCUGCAUACCUUCCAUCUAUCAGCAUUACCUUCAUUUGUUCUCCUGCUGUUUGAAAUCAUUAGUGAAAAUCAUUCAUCUCUGUCACUUGCACAGCCCCUGGACUUCGAGACCAAGAGAUCCUAUACCUUGAAAGUCGAGGCCGGUAAUGCACAUAUUGAUCCUCGCUUCAUCAGCAAGGGCCCCUUCAAAGACACAGCAGCUGUGAAGAUCACAGUGGAGGAUGCUGAUGAGCCACCUGUGUUCUCAUUGCCUGCCUAUUUCCUGGAAGUGAGAGAGAGCGUGAACGUGGGUUCUGACAUUGGACAAAUAAUGGCCCGUGACCCUGAUAUUGUCAUCAGCCCUAUCAGGUAUUCAAUAGACCGGCACACUGACCUUGAAAGGUUGUUCAACAUUAAUGCUGAUGAUGGGAAAAUAACCCUGGCCAAACCUCUGGACAGAGAAACCGAAGUUUGGCAUAACAUCACCGUUAUCGCCACAGAAACCAGGAAUCAUAGCCAAGUAUCCCGUGUGCCAGUGGCUAUUAAGGUGCUUGACGUUAAUGACAAUGCUCCAGAACUUGCCUCUCAAACUGAAGCAUACUUGUGUGAAAAUGGAAAGUCUGGACAGGUCAUUCAAACAGUCAGUGCCACAGAUAAGGAUGACCCAAAGGCUGGACAGUAUUUCUUCUACAACCUGGCCCCAGAGAUUUCCAGGAAUCCCAACUUCACAAUCAAGAAUAAUGCAGAUAACUCGGUCAGUAUCUUGGCCAGACACAGUGGAUUCAGCAGGCAGAAACAAGACAUUUACUUCCUGCCCAUCAUAAUCUCGGACAGUGGGAACCCCCCCAUGAGCAGCACCAACACACUCACCAUUCGGGUCUGUGGUUGCAGCACUGAUGGAACCGUACAGUCCUGCAACGUGGAAGCUUUUGUUCUGCCCAUCGGGUUAAGCAUGGGAGCUUUAAUAGCUAUCUUAGCCUGCAUUAUCCUCCUCUUAGUUAUUGUGGUACUCUUUGUAACUUUAAGAAGGCACAAAAAUGAGCCACUUAUUAUCAAGGAUGACGAAGAUGUGAGAGAAAACAUCAUUCGCUAUGAUGAUGAAGGCGGUGGAGAAGAGGACACAGAAGCAUUUGAUAUCGCCACUUUACAAAACCCUGAUGGUUUCAAUGGAUUCCUGCCACGGAAAGAUAUCAAACCUGACCUGCAGUAUGUACCCAGGCAAAGCCUUCCUCCUGUCCUGAAUGGAGUUGAUGUGGAUGAGUUUAUUAAUGUAAGGCUUCACGAUGCCGACAUCGAUCCCACUGCCCCUCCCUAUGAUUCCAUCCAGAUCUAUGGAUAUGAAGGAAGAGGAUCAACAGCUGGCUCACUGAGCUCACUAGAAACAACAUCAACAGAUUCAGAGCAGAACUUUGACUACCUCAAGGAAUGGGGCCCACGUUUUAAAAAACUCGGGGAUAUGUACGCAGUUGGGGAAACUGACAGAGAAACUUGA
This is a messenger RNA of Rhincodon typus (whale shark), 2415 nucleotides long. RefSeq names its product cadherin 8 (gene cdh8). The transcript is spliced from 11 exons. Lineage: Eukaryota; Metazoa; Chordata; Chondrichthyes; Orectolobiformes; Rhincodontidae. The record is from RefSeq and is a predicted model, not a curated record. Gene Ontology annotation, molecular function: calcium ion binding; cadherin binding. Gene Ontology annotation, biological process: multicellular organism development; cell-cell junction assembly; calcium-dependent cell-cell adhesion. The coding region runs from base 1 to 2415 and encodes 804 amino acids. Gene Ontology annotation, cellular component: catenin complex; axon terminus; adherens junction.